Molecule: messenger RNA, 1146 nt
Organism: Cordyceps militaris CM01
Lineage: Eukaryota; Fungi; Ascomycota; Sordariomycetes; Hypocreales; Cordycipitaceae
Product: dihydrouridine synthase 4-like protein
Exons: 4
Coding region: 1-1146 (381 amino acids)
Biological process (GO): tRNA processing
Molecular function (GO): flavin adenine dinucleotide binding; tRNA dihydrouridine synthase activity
Source: RefSeq, a predicted model, not a curated record
AUGGGGAGCAUAGAGGCGGACAGCCUGCCCACAACGCACCCCUUGAAGAUAUUCGAGGCAUGUCGCAAGCAGAACAAGUUCCUAUACGCAUGCGCGCCCAUGGUGCGCUACAGCAAGCUCGCCUUCCGCCAGACGGUGCACCACUACGGCGUGGACCUGUGCUGGACGCCCAUGAUUCUCGCCAAGGAGUUUAACCGCAGCAGUUUUGCGCGAGACAGCGACCUCACCAUUGGCACAGACGGCCCGCAACCAGUCACGAUUCUGCAGUUUGGUGCCAACGACGCCACGGAGCUCGCGCGCGCCUCGUCGCUCGCCGCGCCGCACGUCUCCGGCGUGGACCUCAACUGCGGGUGCCCGCAGGGUUGGGCGUGCGCCGAGACGCUCGGCGCGGCGCUCAUGAACCGCCGCGAGCUGGUGCGUGACAUGGUGGUGGCGACGCGCGGGCGACUGGCUCGCGACGGCUGGGCCGUCGGCGGCACGGACGCUGACGUCGAGGAUGCCAAGGGGCGCAGCGUGAGCGUCAAGAUUCGGGUGCACGACGACUUGAGAAAAACCAUCGACUUCAUCGACACCGUCAUCGGGGACCCUCACCACCGCAACAUUGACUGGCUCACCAUUCACCCGCGCACGCGGAACACGCCGUCGACCACGCCCAUCCGUACCGACGCCCUCGAGAUGCUUGCCGCAAAGUACGCCCCGACCCUUCCCAUCCUCCUCUCCGGCGACGUCUUUGACCUUGCCGCCCUCCCCGUCCUCCCGACACUCACCACCAAGGGCGACGACAACGACGACGACGCGCCACCGCUGCCAUCACCCAGCAACACGCACAUCGCCGGCUUCAUGUCCGCGCGGGGCCUCCUCGCCAACCCGGCGCUCUUUGCCGGCCACGCGGCGUGCCCGUGGGAGGCGGUCGAGCGGUUCAUGGUGCGCGCGGCGCGCGCCCCGCUGCCCGUCAAGCACGCCGUGCACCACGUGCAGGAAAUGUGCGGCCCGGGCUGUGGCCCGGACAAGAGCGCGCUGCUGAGCAAGAAGGAAAGGCUGGCAUUUGCGCGCAUGACGGACAUGACGGAGCUGGUCGAUUUCUUGGAUGACAAGAUUGCGGAGCACACGGGGCGGGCCGGGGGCUUACGGCGCGAUCUAUGGUAG